Bubalus bubalis (water buffalo) is the source of this 876-nucleotide messenger RNA. RefSeq names its product translocase of outer mitochondrial membrane 22 (gene TOMM22). NCBI's taxonomy places the organism in Eukaryota, Metazoa, Chordata, Mammalia, Artiodactyla, Bovidae. Bases 27 to 449 code for a protein of 140 amino acids. Gene Ontology annotation, cellular component: mitochondrial outer membrane. Gene Ontology annotation, biological process: intracellular protein transport. The record is from RefSeq and is a predicted model, not a curated record. The transcript has 4 exons.
UUCGCUUCCGGUGCCCCCUCACAGCCAUGGCUGCCGCCGCCGCCGGCCCUGGGGCGCCUCUGUCCGCAGACGAAUUGCUUCCGAAAGGCGAUGCCGAGAAGCCUGAGGAGGAGCUGGAGGAGGAAGACGACGAGGAGCUGGAUGAAACCCUAUCGGAGAGACUGUGGGGUCUGACGGAGAUGUUCCCGGAGAGGGUCCGGUCGGCGGCUGGAGCCACUUUUGAUCUCUCCCUCUUCGUGGCUCAAAAAAUGUACAGGUUUUCCAGGGCAGCCUUGUGGAUUGGAACCACUUCCUUCAUGAUCCUGGUUCUUCCGGUCGUCUUUGAAACUGAGAAGUUGCAGAUGGAGCAACAGCAGCAGCUGCAGCAACGGCAGAUACUUCUAGGGCCUAAUACAGGGCUGUCAGGAGGAAUGCCGGGGGCUCUACCUUCACUUCCUGGAAAAAUCUAGAUUGCUACUGCUAUAUUUGACCUGUCUUGGUGGGAAGAAGUUUGAAAAUUCAAUAGUGUUUGAACUGCUGAUUAUUGGAUUUUUUUUUUUUUUUUAAACUUUGGCACAUGGCUCUAUAAACCUGGUGGCGGGAAUUCUCCCCACAUUGGCUCAUGGAGAGACUCCUCACUUGCAGCUGUGCCCUCCACUGUCCUGACUUAUUUCUUCUCUCCUCGAUGCUGAUACCAGAGAGCAGCAACGCAGACGGUUACUCCAGCUCUGGCCACCCACCCCCCUCACUAAAUUACUCCUGGUGGAAGAUUUCACUAUUCUCUUGCUGGGGUGGGAACUGAUGCCGUGGAGAAGGAUAUGCUCCUGACCGUUAAUAGAAUGGAGAUGUUGGGGAGGGAUGUGCACACAAGAUAAAAUACAAAAUGCAUUAAUUACA